Daktulosphaira vitifoliae (grape phylloxera) is the source of this 1750-nucleotide messenger RNA. RefSeq lists its product as uncharacterized. The record is from RefSeq and is a predicted model, not a curated record. The transcript has 2 exons. NCBI's taxonomy places the organism in Eukaryota, Metazoa, Arthropoda, Insecta, Hemiptera, Phylloxeridae. The coding region runs from base 159 to 1400 and encodes 413 amino acids.
CGAGUUAUGCAAUUGAUUAUCAAAAGUUUAUCGUAAGUGCAUAUCGCCGAGGAGCGGUUAACGAAAGUAGUAUGGCUACUGAUCGCCAGUCCUCCGGCCGUGUUAGACUCGGUUUUUUUUGACACGCUAUACCAAUUCAGGUACGCACCCGAAAAAUAAUGUCGAAUCGCGAAAGCUUCCUGAGAACAAAAUUAUUCCCAAAGAUCGUGGCCGACGGAGUUUUCGGUGUCGAUGCUGAGUACAGCGGAUUCGAAUUAGAUACGGAUUCCGUGGUGGGUGAUGGAUUUUCAUCGGACAUAUUGUUUGGCAAAGUGUUGAUGACUAACGGCCAAAGUCAUCCCGUAGUCAUGAAAUUCAAGCAUAAGAAUGCUAAAGUAGCUAGCGAAACGAACAUGCAUGAGAAAUUUUACAACGAGUAUGUAUUCUACGAUCAAUUGUUACCUGAACUAUCUCGGAACACUAGUUCUACAUCUAUAACCGACAUGUUCCCGAAAUUCUGGUAUUCAAACGCCUCACUAGAUGACAGACAGAAAUCGGAAGAUGAAGAGCAGGUCAUUGUGUUGGAAAACAUGUAUCCCAAAGGGUACCAGGUUCCAAAAGAACGAAUUUUUUUGGACAAAGAUCAUGUGCGGUUGGCUAUGCGCAAACUUGGAGCUUUCCAUGGUUAUUCAUACGCUUCUAAAUCGAAUUCUACUCGUCGUCAGCUAUUCUUACAACUUUUGGGUCAAUUGGUAGAAACUGAAUGGUUCUUUGGUUAUUGGUACCGAUGUCCGACAUUCCUAUCAAGUACCGCUUACAGGGGAAUAGAAACUUAUGUCACAGAAGAGAGCAGACGUGGAGAUUAUGGAGCGUCGACCGACCAAUUGGAAAAUAUAUGUGCACUUCUUGACGGCAACAGCGAAACAAUGAAAACUAUGGUGACACCUAAGGAACCCUUCGCAGUGUUAUGUCACGGAGACUUUUGCCGUAACAAUUUGCUGUAUAAAUAUGAUGCGACUGGUCGUCCUAUUGAUGUUCUGAUGUUUGACGUUGCCCAGGCUAGAUACUCGUCACCGGCAAUUGACAUAUCGUUUUUCUUGUACUUGAACACAACCGAAGAAGAUCGGCAAAAAUAUUGGGACUCGUACAUGGCCGCUUAUUUGGACGGUAUGGCUGAGGCGUUCCCCGAACUGAACUUACCGGACAUAGAACAAGAGAUGCAACCUUAUGCUUUUUACGGGUACGCACACUGUGCUUUCUUCUUGCCCGGCUUAGUCAAUCCGACUCCACCUGACGUUGCAAAGUUAUCUCAGGCCACCAUAGAGGAGUGCAUUGAAAUGAUUGUCGAGUCAGGAGGUGCCAAAGCCGACUACUUAUUGGCCGCCAUCAUAAGACACAUGAUCCAACGAAAAUAUGUUUGAACAUUUUCAAAAUAUCUAAUAUGUGUACAGAUAAUAUUAAUAAUUUUUUUUGUAAACAAAUAUUUACUGUGUAUAAUAUUUAGUGUGACUUUGAAAAUCCAGUUAGAAAUUCAACAACUAUACUAUUGAAGCUUAUCGACUAGAUUCAAUUAAUAGCUAAGUGAUUAAAAAGUUUGGCGUUAUUUUAUUAUUAAGUAUUUAUAAAUAAUAUUAUGAUGCGCAUUGAUCGAUUUUUUUAACAUAUCUACUCUGCGAGAAAAAAAAUAACUAAAUUUUUUUUAAUUGUGAAAUGUGUUAUUAAAUUUUGUUAAUUCUUGAAUGAUUAAAUAAAACUAACAUGUAUAUAUUUA